Branchiostoma floridae (Florida lancelet) is the source of this 9708-nucleotide messenger RNA. RefSeq lists its product as uncharacterized. Gene Ontology annotation, molecular function: calcium ion binding. NCBI's taxonomy places the organism in Eukaryota, Metazoa, Chordata, Leptocardii, Amphioxiformes, Branchiostomatidae. The coding region runs from base 1 to 9708 and encodes 3235 amino acids. The record is from RefSeq and is a predicted model, not a curated record. The transcript has 62 exons.
AUGCUGGUCAUACCCGUGCAUAAGAAGGGAAGUAAGAUGGACCCUGCGAAUUACAGGGCCAUCUCACUUUUGUCAAUUCCGGGUAAGGUUUUCUCCAGGAUACUUCUUGACAGAAUGAAGGAAAGAACAGAAGCUCACUUCAAGGAAUCCCAGUUUGGUUUCAGAAGUGGUAGAGGCACAGUUGAUGCCAUAUUUGUUGUAAGACAAAUCCUGGAGAAAGCUAAGGAAAGAAAGGUUAAUCUUCACUUCCAUUUUAUUGACUUUAAGGCCGCCUUUGACACAGUAUGGAGGAAAGCUCUAUGGAAAAUGAUGAGAGCGAUUGGGGUAGAGGCAAAAAUUGUAAAUAUUAUUGAAGAACUGUACAGAAACACUCAAUGUGCAAUAACAAUCAACAGACAGAUCACCAACUGGUUCCAAGUCGGUGUAGGAGUCAGACAGGGUUGCCUCAUGUCCCCAGUCCUGUUCAACAUAUUCCUGGAGUUUGUUAUGGAUGAGCUGAAAAGUCUUGACACAACUUUUCAACUCCAUGAUAACUUAUCCACAGAGGAAAGGUAUGCAGAUGACACCACACUUAUAGCAGCCAUAUUCAGUAAACUUCAGCUCUCGACAAAAGAGCUCGAAGUAGCAUGCAAGAAAUGGGGCCUGAAAGUGAAUGCUGCAAAAUGGGGUCUCGUCUCCGGUGACAACAGCGAACCCUUCCUAUUGGUUGCUGACAACGUCCUCGAUGCCAUUUUGCAAGUCAACGUCACGUCCGGGUCAAAGUUCGCGCUUCCGCUGGGAGAUAUGAGAUCACCCCGUUCCGUCGACUACGACCCGACGACUGACUUCGUGUACUGGUCAGAUCGACUUGAUGGGGACAUCAAACGGGCCCGCCGUGAUGGAAGUGGGAGAGAGACUAUUGCAGCAGAUGACGUCUUUUCUGUCUAUGGCCUGGCCUUGGACCAUGAGGGAGGUAACAUCUACUGGACCGACUCGAUAGCGAGGACUAUCUCAGUAGCCAGGAAGGAUGGAUCGCUCCGCAGGACGCUGUUGACUGCACCAGCCGUAGGGUCACCCGGAGGACUAGUGUUAGACCCCAGGAACGGCUAUAUGUACUGGACGGACUGGGGUAGUAAUGACAGAAUCGACCGUGCUGCGAUGGACGGUAGUAACCAAACAACCAUCAUCGGUAACCUGAUUGAUCCCAAUAUGAUCACUAUAGAUUAUAAAGAGAAUCGGUUGUAUUACUGUGAUGGUGGAGAUUACAGCAUCUACAGCUCGGAUCUGCUUGGCAAUGACAUACGCCGACUGUUCCAUGAAGACGGGAACGUUCUCUUCGGGAUUGCCAUCGAUGAUGACACCAUCUACUGGUCGUCUUGGACAACUGAUCAAAUAUCAACAUUGCCCAAGUCCGACCAGAACCAGAACAGAACCGUCCUAGUUGAUGACCUGUCAAGCCCAAACGACAUCUAUGUGUUCACGGCAUCUCCUGAUGAUGUCACCAAUGGAUGUACUUUGUCGAAUGGAGGGUGUGCGGAUUUGUGCCUCGCACGUCCCGGCGGAAGAACGUGCGCCUGCCGAGCGUUCUGGGAACUGCACCAAGAUGGACAGACCUGUCUUCCACCAGAUCUUGUGUCUCCGAGCUACCUCUGGCUGGACCACAGUACCGCCACUGGUGUGACGUCACUGAAAAUGACCCCCGGAAACAGUAGCGUCAUCGGAGAGAUGGGCGGCGGAUCACUUCCUGUCACGGUACUCUUCACAUCCGCGGAGCCCUCCAGAAUAGAGGCGAUAGACUACGACUUCGAGCGCAACAAGAUCUUUUGGGCUGACACAGGGCUUAGAGAAAUACACACGAUUGAUACACAAGACAGCAAGAUCCAAUCCUUCUCUACUCUCCUGGAGGGCAUCUCGUCCGGAGUGGAAGGCCUGGCGGUGGAUUGGCUCAACCAGAACCUGUACUACACAGACGGUUACUUCAACUGGAUCGCUGUAGUCAACUACAAGGAUAAUCCGCCACGGCAUCACGUCAUUGCUCACGAAGGACUAGAGAGACCACGUGGGAUAGCCGUUCACCCGCAUGCAGGGUACGUCUUCUGGAGCGACUGGAGUAGCAGUAACCCAAGGAUAGAGCGCGCCGUGUUGUCGGGAGAGCAGAGGACGGUACUCGUGAAUGAAAAUAUCGAGCGACCCAGUGGCCUUGUCAUUAAUGGCAAUAGGUUGUUUUGGGCGGACACCUCCCGUGAUGUCAUUGAUUCAUGUGAUCUAAAUGGAGACAACAGGGAGUUGUACUUCUCAUAUGGCGGCACACAUUUCUACGACAUCACGACAGACGGGGAGUGGAUAACGGCUACUGACUGGUCCGAUGACUCCAUUAACUUCCUCUACGAGCAAGGCAAUUCCCGAACCUACUAUGGCGACGGCACCGUCUACGGGGUGGAAUACUUCGAUCGAAGCCGCCAACAACCAGGCCAAACGGAGUGUCAGGUCAACAAUGGCGGCUGCAGCCAUACCUGUGUGGGGGACCCAGACGGACACAGGUGUUUGUGUUUAUCUAACUUCCACCUGGCGGAGGACAACCACACCUGCAUUGCAAAUGAACAUCCCUUCUCCAAGGCCCUCCUCGUCGGAAGUGAUUCCGGCAUUCUUCAGCUACCGCACAACUUCCUGGAACUGCCAGAAGUUGGCGACUGGACAGAUUCGUACAUCGUGAGAGGAACCAAAGUCUUCGCGAUGGACUUUGAUUAUGCAGGGAAGAUGAUAUUCUACACACAACUACAGAACAACGGAACGCAAACCAUAGAGAGGUUCUCAAUCAUUGGCGAAGGAAGUUCAAUGACGGUUUUCGAAAAUGGACAAGGGAUAGAAGGCAUUGCUGUUGAUUGGGUGGCAUCCAACCUGUACUGGACGGAGCGCCGACUUGGACGGAUCCACGUGUCCAAGCUGGACGGGUCACUGCGGAAGGUGCUGUUAUCUAAUCUGGACCAGCCAAGUGCCAUCAUUGCGUAUCCUGAACAAUCGUACGUGUGCUGGACGGAGGUCGGUGACAAUCCAAAGAUUACCCGUGCAUCUCCAGAUGGUAGCAACAGACUGCAGCUCGUCUCCUCCCAAACAGAGCAGUUAACUGGGAUCCCCACUGCUUUAGCCAUUGAUUACAACCGAGAAAGGUUAUACUGGGCGACUGUAAGCCCUGGUAAUGUACAAUCCUGUAGCCUCAACGGUGGCGAUGUGAGGACCUUAUGGUCAGGUGACAGUGCGAACCUUUUUGGUAUCGCCUUCUAUAAGGAUUAUGCUCUAUGGACGGAUAACAACACCCAAAGCUUGACAUAUGGAAGAGCAUACACAGGAGGAACUCUCUUAGACAGCAGGACUGUAACAUUGUCAACACCAACAUACAACAUCAAACUGUACGAUGACACAGAGCAGCCAUUACAAACAAGUGCGUGUGACCAGAGGAACGGAGGGUGUACGGAGUUAUGUCUGCCAUUAGGAGACAGUCGGGUGUGUGCCUGUGGAGAGGGACGCUACACACAGGCGGACGGAGUUAGCUGUUCUCACAUCCGACCUACGAACAUGCCAACCACCCCGCCACCAACAGAUCGGUACUCAAAAGAAGACUUCCUCCUAGUAGCCGAUACUGAUACAGGCUACAUCACAGAGGUCAACAUCACUUCCGGUUCAAAGGUCACACUUCCGCUACAAUCCACCUAUCCCCUUAGACUCGAGUAUGACGGACAAACAGGCUACGUCUAUUGGUCCGAUUUUUAUGACGAGAAGAUCUAUCGGGCUAAGAGAGAUGGCUCCGGGAAGGAGGUGCUGGUUGACAACAACGAUAUCAGUUUGUCGGCAAUAAAUGGACUAGCCAUUGACUACGCCGGUCAGAACAUCUACUGGACAGACUGGGGCACAGAGAUCAUCGGUGUCGCAAGGCUGGACGGGAGCCACGCUCAGGCCAUUGUGUCCGAAAACCUUGCCUGGCCAAAUGGCAUUGUCUUGGAUCCAAAGGAAGGUUACAUGUACUGGACGGACGAGGGAUUUUGGGGAUCACCGGCGAAGAUCGAGCGUGCUGCUAUGGACGGCAGUGAGAGGACAGUAAUCAUCGAUAGCGAUCUAGGCGAACCUACUGGAAUCGCCAUCGAUUUCAAUGAACGCCGCCUAUAUUGGUGCGACUCCUAUAGGUACAGCAUACAGAGCUGUGAUCCGGAUGGUAACAAUCGACGAACCGUGGUCACACAAUCCGACAGCAACUUCUAUGGUCUCAGCCUGCAUUCCCAUGAUUUGUUCUGGACCAGUACGUCAAACAGCUAUAUUGGAGCUAAUUCCAAAUCGCAGUCAGACCAGACAACGAGUCAAGUAGUCGCAGGUGGAUUCUCCAGUCUUCGCGGCAUCGCCAUGUACAGCCCUGACGUAGUGGCAUACAUCUCUAAUGCCUGUUCAGUGUCGAAUGGCGGAUGUCAGGACAUGUGUCUGGCUCGUCCCGGAGGGAGAACCUGUGCAUGUAGAGCUUACUUCCAGCUUCAAAAUGACAACGCUACAUGUGCUCCUCCCGAACUAAAGUCUCCAAGCUACCUUUGGAUCAACGAAGUUAACGAGAAAACGCUUCUUACUAUGAUGGAAGGAAACAGUACUAUCUUCAGAUCUCCUGAUGUCCAAUCAGCGCCCCUCACCACAGUGGUGUCGGCCAGCUCACCAUCAAUCAUUGUCUCCUUCGACUAUGACAUCCGUCAGGGCCGUAUCUUCUGGAUUGAUGUUGGAAUGAAGGAGAUACAACAGGUUGAUGUCAAUACAGGAGAAGUAACAACACUGAAGACUGUGAUAUCAUCUGGGGCAGAGGCUCUAGCUGCCGAUUGGGUCAACCAGAAUCUCUACUACACCGACUUCAACUACAACAGGAUCACCAUGGUCUCCUACAGCCCAGGUGACAGCAGUGGUAACAGCCACAUCAUCACUGAAACAGGUCUGGACAAACCGAGAGGAAUCGCCGUGGAUCCAUCAGCAGCGUACGUGUUCUGGAGUGACUGGGGUCAGUCGCCCAAAAUUGAGAGAUCAACGCUGUCGGGAGAAAAUCGUACGGUGAUCGUGGACUCUGAUCUGGGAAGACCAAGCGGUCUGGUGAUUGACUACGUCACUAACAGGUUGUAUUUUGCCGACACCGAGCUUGACGCAAUCUAUGCAUGUGACUUUGGUGGCGGCAAUCGGCAACAGUUUUACUCUUUACCCGGGACACAUUUCUACGACAUCACGUUUGACGGUGAAGAGAUUAUGGCAUCUGACUGGUCGGACGCUACCAUAAACUUCGUCCACAACUCACGAAACAUCCUGGCUUUCGAUCCUCCAGGCGACAACAUCUUGGCAGUAGAGUAUUAUGACGAGAGCAGACAACCUCAGACACAAUCCGACUGUCAGGAAAACAAUGGCGGCUGCCAGCACACCUGUGUGGGAGAUCAAAGUGGACACAAAUGUCUGUGUCUACCUGAUUACAGCCUUGCAGACGACCAACAAGCCUGCGUGAAAAAUGGCCACCUCUUCACCAAGGCUCUCCUUGUGUCCACGGAUGAGGGUAUACUACAGUUCCCACACAACCUGGCCGACCUGCCUGCAACUGCAGACUCUAAACCGACUGUCUUGGUGAGGGCAGGGAGAACUGUUGCUAUGGAUUUCAAUUACAACGAAAAAGCAAUCUACUACACGAAAGAGAUGGAAGAUGGGACACAGAGUAUCCAGAAAUACGACGUGACAACAAACUCCUCCUUGACCAUCUACACAGGAGGACAAGGAAUAGGAGGAUUAGCUGUUGACUGGGUUGCCUCUAACAUCUACUGGACGGAGAAAGCCAAUGGAGCCAUUAAUGUUGCGCGAUUGGAUGGUAGCUCCAGAAAGGUUCUUCUGUCAGGUCUUGAUCAGCCCAGUGGAAUCGCCGUACAGCCGGAACAGAAGAUACUGUACUGGACGGAAACUGGCCGCAUCUCCAGUUCUACGUUAGCUGGAACAGUGAAAGAAGUGAUAGUUUCAUCACAAUCUGAUGUGUCUGUCGGCAGCCCCACUGGCAUUGCAGUCGACCCUCUAAACAGUCGGAUAUAUUGGACUGAAGGUGACACCGGAACAGUGAUGUCCUCCAACCUUCGUGGUAAUGAUGUCGAACCUUACUGGUCAAGCAACGGUGGAGAGCUCUUCGGAAUGGCUGUCUACAAGGACUUUCAGCUGUGGACGGACCGUACCAACCGGACCGUCAGUAUCGGGUUGAGGAGCACGUUAGAAAAGACGGUCCAGCUUCAGACAACUCCUCACAGCGUCCGCGUGUUCGACGGCAGUGAACAACCACCCUCAAGAGGUGCGUGUGACCAGCGAAACGGAGGGUGUACGGAGUUAUGUAUACCAUUAGGAGACAGUCGGGUGUGUGCCUGUGCAGACGGACGCUACAUACAGGCGGACGAAGUGAGCUGUUCUCACAUCCGACCUACGAACAUUCCAAUGACCACACCACAAACUACCACACCACAGACAGAUCCUUACUCGAGAGAAGAUUUCCUCCUGGUAGCCGAUUAUGAUACAGGCUACAUCAUAGAGGUCAACAUCACUUCCGGUUCAAAAGUCACACUUCCGCUACAGUCCACCACUCCCACUGCACUCGACUAUGAUGCAGCAACAGACUAUGUCUACUGGUCCGAUUAUUAUGACGAGAUGAUCUAUCGGGCUAAAAGAGAUGGUUCAGGGAAGAAUGUGCUGAUUGACAACAACGUCAUCAGUGUGUAUUCAAUAAACGGACUAGCACUGGACUAUGCUGGUCAGAACAUCUACUGGACAGACUCUUGGACAGAAAUAAUCGGUGUUGCCAGAAUGGACGGAAGCCAUGCUCGGGCCAUUGUGUCCGAAGACCUUGACUAUCCGGGUGGCAUAGCAUUGGAUCCGUCAGAAGGUUACAUGUACUGGACGGAUGAGGGCUUUUGGGAACCGGCAAGGAUUGAACGGGCUGCUAUGGACGGCAGUGAGAGGACAGUAAUCAUCGAUAGUGAUCUAGACAGCCCUACUGGAAUCGCUAUAGAUUUGAAUGAACGCCGCCUAUAUUGGUGUGACUCCGGGAAGUAUAUGAUAGAGAGCUCCGAUCUGGAUGGCAGCAAUCGACGGACCGUGGUCUCCCUUUACUCCAACUUUUAUGGUAUCAGCCUGCAUUCCCAUGAUUUGUUUUGGACCAGCACUUCGGACGAUUAUAUAGGAGCAAAUACAAAAUCGGAUACAGACCAAACGACGAGUCGUGUGUUGGCGGAAGAAUUCUCCAGUCCUCGCGGCAUUGUCAUGUACAGUCCCGGCAUAGUGACAAACGUCUCCAAUGCCUGUUCAGUGUCGAAUGGCGGUUGUCAGGACAUGUGUCUGGCUCGUCCCGGAGGGAGAACCUGCGCCUGCAGAUCUUACUACCAUCUUCAGAAUGACAACGUGACUUGUGCUCCUCCCGAAAUAAAGUCUCCAAGCUACCUUUGGAUCGCUGAGGACGACGGAGAAACGCUACUCACUAUGCUUGAAGGAAACAGCAGCAUCAUCAGAGACGCUCAAUCUGCACCUCGCACCACGGUGAUGUCGGCCAGCUCACCAUCAAUCAUUGUUUCCUUCGACUACGACAUUCGUCAGGGGCGCAUCUUCUGGAUUGAUAGUGGACUGAAGGAGAUACAACAGGUUGAUAUGAAGACAGGAGAUGUAACAACAUUGAAGACUGGAAUCUCAGCUGGGGCAGAAGGUCUCGCUAUCGAUUGGGUCAACCAAAAUCUCUACUACACCGACUUCAACUACAACAGGAUCACCAUGGUCUCCUACAGCUCUGGUGACAGUAACGGUAACAGCCACAUCAUCACUGAAACAGGUCUGGAUAAGCCGAGAGGAAUCGCCGUGGAUCCAGCAACAGCGUUCGUGUUCUGGAGUGACUGGGGCCAGUCGCCCAAAAUUGAGAGAUCCACGCUGUCGGGAGAAGAUCGUACGGUGAUCGUGGACUCUGAUCUUGGACAUCCAAGUGGUUUGGUGAUUGACUACGUCAACAGCAAGUUGUAUUUUGCCGACACCGAGCUUGAUGCGAUCUACUCAUGUGACUUUGAUGGCGGCAACCGGGAACAGUUUUACACUCUGGGGAGGACUCAUUUCUACGACAUCACAUUUGACGGUGAAGAGAUAAUGGCAUCUGAUUGGUCAGACGGUUCCAUCAACUUCAUCCACGACACACGACCCAUUGCCUUCUUCUCCGGAGGCGGCAAAGUUUUGGCAGUUGAGUUCUUCGACGAGAGCAGACAGCUUCAGAGUCAAUCUGACUGCCAGGUAAACAAUGGCGGCUGUCAGCACACCUGUGUUGGGGAUCAAAGUGGACACAGGUGUCUCUGUCUACCUGACUACAGCCUUGCGGAGGACCAACAAACCUGUGUGAAAAAUGGCCACCUCUUCACCAAGGCUCUCCUUGUAUCCACGAAUGAUGGCAUUCUUCAAUUCCCACACAACCUGGUCGACCUGCCUGCAACUGCAGACUCUAAACCGACUAUCUUGGUGAGAGGAGGGAGAACUGUGGCAAUGGACUUCAACUACAACGAGAAAGCAAUCUUCUACACGAAAGAGAUGGAUGAUGGGACACAGAUUAUCCAGAAAUACGACAUGACAACAAACACCUCCUUGACUAUCUAUACUGGAGGACAAGGAAUAGAAGGUUUGGCGGUUGACUGGGUUGCGUCCAAUAUCUAUUGGACGGAGAAAGAUAAUGGAACCAUCAAUGUUGCACGAUUAGACGGUAGUUUCAGAAAGGUUCUUCUGUCAGGCCUUCUUCAACCAAGAGGAAUCGCUGUGCACCUUGAGCUGAAGGUGCUGUAUUGGACGGAAACUGGCCGCAUCUCACGUUCUACUUUAGCUGGAACCAACAAAUCCGUAGUUGUUUCGUCACAAUCUGAUGUGUCUAUCAGCAACCCAACUGGCAUCGCAAUCGACCUGCCGAACAGUUGGGUUUAUUGGACUGACGGAGAAAAAGUGAUGUCCUCUAAUCUUCGCGGUGAGGAUGCCGAACCCUACUGGACAAGCAACGGCGGAGAACUAUUCGGACUGGCCGUCUAUAAGGACUUUCAGCUCUGGACGGACCGUAUCAACCGGACCGUCAGUAUCGGGUUGAGGGGCACGUUAGAAAAGACUGUCCAGCUUCAGACAACUCCUCACAGCGUCCGCGUGUUCGACGGCAGUGAACAGCCACUUUCGAGAGGUCCAUGUGAUCUCCGGAACGGAGGGUGUAAUGAGUUAUGCCUAGCGACAACAGCUGGUGAUAGAGUCUGCGCCUGCGCAGAAGGGCAUUUGAUGCAAGCAGAUAACCUGACAUGUUUCAACCCUGCUCCAACAACACCACCAGCAACAACUACUGCUGUGCAAACGACAACAGUCACACCGGCUCAACCAGCUACAACGCAAGCUACUCCACGUACAACAUACAAGCCAGUGACGGCUUGUACGACCGACACCCUGCCGUCCGUUACCAACGGUGAAUUCGGCCAAUGUGUGGUGACAACAGGCGUCAAGACGUGCCCAGUCGUCUGUAGGCCCACAUAUGGACCUACAGUCAGCAACAUCAACUGUCUUCCGAGUGGUAACUGGAACACGAGCACGGGUUACACCUGCACAAGUAAGAUGAAAAGAGUAAAUUUUCUGUUGAGUUACGACGCCACAGGCAGUUUCAAUCCCGGUGUCCUUCAGUAUCCCAACGGCCCCAUGCACCAGUGA